AUGAGACUAUAUCGCUUGUUACAACAAUACCAAGGUCCACUAUUACUACUUAUAACUGCUUGUCUAAUUGGCAAAACUACUGCAUUUACCAUUUUCACAACCACAGAUUCCGAUUCCAAUUCCGAUUCUAACCAAUGUUCAUUCCCAGCAAAGGCUCAUUUAAACUAUUGUUCCUAUAUUGAACAAAAUUGUGAUUCUUCCUACUUUAGAAUCUCACAACUAUACUACUGUCAGUGGCACAAUAUCGCUUCAUUAAUAUUCAUAUCAUCAACAAUCAUAUUCACCCUAUGUUUAAUCUUGUUAUCGUUAAGCAUCCUCGUUUCCAACUACUUGUUUCGCAAUUUGAAUGAAUUGACUAUGAAAUUGGGUUUGAAUAAUCAAAUUUUGAGUUUUAUCUUGAUCCCAUUGACCAAUUCCAUUGCUGAUUUGAUCAAUUAUCAUGUUGCUUUCGAACAAGGAAGUUCAAAUCUAGUUAUUGGGCAACUAAUGGGGAGCAUUUUGAUCAUGUUUACCAUCAUUAUUGGCACCAUUGCCAUUUUAACCACGGGGUAUAGGGUUGAACACCCCAAAAUAUUGAUUAUUGAUUUGGGCUGGAUCUUGGCCGUGCUUGUUCUUUUCGCGUAUGUUUUAUCCGAUGGCAGAAUUAACCAAUUGGAAUGCAUCAUUAUGUGUUUGGUGUAUGUGGGGUACAUUGUGUUUCUUAGUAUAUUUGAUAAGGAGAAAUUACGCGAUUAUGAUGAAGAGCUAUUGAUUGAACACUACCAUGAAGAUGGUGGUAGUUGUGCAGGUGGUGACGAUGCUUAUGAUGAUGAUUAUGGAUGUCAUCAUAUCCUUGAACAACCGUAUAAUGUUGAAGAUGCAUUGGAUAUUAUAUCUAAUGACGAGCAUAGUUAUGGAUCGGUCAAGAGUGUUUCGAGGAGUGGGACUCCCAGAAACUCACCAAGGAGUUCCCCAUGUCCAAGUCCAAUGCCAACACCAAGUGCAUUGGUUUCACGAGCUGCAUCACCUUGCCUUACUAGCCCAUUAUCAUCACCAACUCCAAUAUAUCCGUCACAACAACAGAAUCACACUUUACCAGAUAUUGAGACCGUCGAAGAACAAGAAGAAGGGGGAGCGAGAGAUGUAAGAAAAGAUAACAGCAAAGGGGAUGACGCUGCUGAUAAAGUUGUCGACUAUCUAUCAGUACAUUAUAUCCCCAAAGAUCAUUAUGCAGUUUCUCCUCAUCCGUCAUUGCCUCAUUCAAUUUCAAGACAAUCACUGCACCACCUGUAUCCGCAUCUGCUUCAGCACCUGCAUCUGCAUCCACCAGCACUACCUAAACGAAUAGCAACCACUGCAUUCCAAUACAUUUGCAAUUGUAUUGACUUUAUCUUGAUUUUCCUAGUUCCUUUCCAUCGAUGUAUUGAAUUGGAAGAUUCUCAAUGGAAAGCUCACUUGCGCCAAAACAAAUACCUCCUCAUUUGGUACUUGUUUGAAGUGCCGCUACUUUUCAACUACCAAUUUUGCCAAAUGCGAUUGCCAAUCUUGAUCCCCAUUAUAACUAUAUCAGUUCCAAUUGUACUAUACAUAAAACGUUGUAUCAAUAAAAAUACCAAAAUCAUCAUCAUUUCCAUAUUUGGUACCUUAAACAGUUUAAUUGUUAUUUCAAAUAUCUCAAUCUACAUCUUACAAAUCCUCAAGAACCUCGGCUUGAUUUGGAAAAUCUCCGAUUACAUAUUGGGAUUACUUGUGUUUUCCAUAAGUAAUUCUAUAAACGAUGUUAUCACCAAUAUAACAUUGGCAACAAAGAUUAACCCCAUAUUGGGGAUAAACUCAUGCUUGGGCACUCCUUUAUUGAUCAUUUUAUUGGGAGUCGGGUUUAAUGGGUUAUUAGUUAUCCAGAAACAAGGCGGCAAUGCGAUAAAAUUUGAUUUGAAACCAAGUGUAAUUCUAAGUACUACGGCAUUGAUUGUUACUGUAACUUUCAUCUUGAUUUAUUUACCGGCAAAGAAAUGGAAAUUUGACCGGACUUUGGGUGUAUGUUUGGUUAGUUGGUAUUUGUUAGUUGCACUGGUCAAUUUAUACUUGGAAUAG
Messenger RNA from Lodderomyces margitis, 2073 nucleotides. RefSeq lists its product as uncharacterized. Gene Ontology annotation, biological process: intracellular calcium ion homeostasis; monoatomic cation transport; transmembrane transport. Gene Ontology annotation, molecular function: monoatomic cation transmembrane transporter activity. Lineage: Eukaryota; Fungi; Ascomycota; Pichiomycetes; Serinales; Debaryomycetaceae. Bases 1 to 2073 code for a protein of 690 amino acids. The transcript has a single exon. The record is from RefSeq and is a predicted model, not a curated record. Gene Ontology annotation, cellular component: membrane.